Messenger RNA from Capronia epimyces CBS 606.96, 531 nucleotides. RefSeq lists its product as uncharacterized. The transcript has a single exon. The record is from RefSeq and is a predicted model, not a curated record. Bases 1 to 531 code for a protein of 176 amino acids. Lineage: Eukaryota; Fungi; Ascomycota; Eurotiomycetes; Chaetothyriales; Herpotrichiellaceae.
AUGUCACCCCGCAAAAUCCAGGCUUAUGGCCUACCGACUUCUCGGACGCCAUCCCCACCGGAUUCUCUCGACAGUACAUCGUCUUCACCCACAUGCUUCUCUGCGAGAUCAGGUUCGAGUUCGAGUUCGAGUUCGAGUUCCACAUCCACAUGGUCGCCGCCUCCCUCACCACCGUUCUCCAAGGCAGAUCCUGCCCCGCCUCCGGUGUAUAGUACCUCGGCACCCCGAUCUCGACGUGUAUCACCUCCACAAACCCUGCUCGGGGCGAUUGACGAGAACAGCGGCAUUGUAGAGCCUGAUGUACCUCUGUCCGCCGACAAAGAGAAUAAUCCGGUUGCGAAACUCCAUGUUUACUCUUCCGCGGCUGUGUCGAAGAAGAAAGCAACUCUGGCCUCCGCCUCCAGCCCACCUGCGAACGAAUUCGACUCACUUGUUGGGCCGAACGGGGAGAAAUUUACGGAUCUAAGGAUGAACCGGAAGACUCGGGAUGCGAGAGGUCGAGGCUGGAUGAAACUGAUGUGCUUUGCAUAG